Molecule: messenger RNA, 6380 nt
Organism: Bombus pyrosoma
Lineage: Eukaryota; Metazoa; Arthropoda; Insecta; Hymenoptera; Apidae
Gene: Appl
Product: amyloid-beta-like protein
Exons: 16
Coding region: 213-2333 (706 amino acids)
Biological process (GO): axonogenesis; central nervous system development
Cellular component (GO): membrane; neuron projection; neuronal cell body
Molecular function (GO): transition metal ion binding; heparin binding
Source: RefSeq, a predicted model, not a curated record
AAUCGUUUCAGCGGCACCGGCGCCGCGCUUCACCUCCAUCUUGAUUUCUCGUGAAGCGACCCACCCAGCAGCAGUGUCACAGUAGUACGCUGUGCUCUCGUAUACGGCGGAAGAUCGAGACGAGUCAGGGAAUCGUAACCGGCCUGAAAUCGAAACGACACACAUAGACAUCGUGCGGGGAGUUUUAUAGAGAGUCGACCGAACGAAGGAAGAUGAAGGGGAUGCUGGUGCCCGCACUGCUGGGCGUCUUGAUGGUCUGCCGGGUCCAAGCGGUGUCGGAGAGGCUCGAGUUGGCACCCGCUGGAGGAAGAUCAGAGCCGCAAGUUGCUACGUUAUGCGAGGCUGGAGAGGUGUACCUGGCGCAGCACAUGGGCGAACAGGGACGUUGGGUCUCAUCCGCCGACAAGAAGAGCUGCAUGACGGAUAAGCUAGAGAUUCUCGAAUAUUGCAAGAAGGCUUAUCCGAAGAGAGACAUCACCAAUAUCGUGGAAUCGUCUCAUUACGUGAGGGUUAACGGCUGGUGCAAGCCAGGCAGAACUAAAUGCAAAUUGUCACGUUGGGUCAAGCCGUACAGAUGUCUCGAGGGACCGUUCCAAAGCGACGCGUUGCUCGUGCCGGAAGGUUGCCUGUUCGACCACCUUCACAAUCAGACGAAAUGCUGGGAAUCUCACAGGUGGAACGCGACCGCAGCCGACACUUGCAGAGAGAGGAAUAUGAACCUGAGGAGUUUCGCGAUGUUGUUGCCCUGUGGAAUAUCGCUGUUCUCCGGCGUCGAAUUCGUGUGCUGCCCGAAACACCUCAAAGAAAAUAUGAAAGCCAAGAAACCGAUCGACCUGCCGAUUCCCAAGGGUAUGGACGAGGAUCUCGACGAAGACGAGGAUGAUCUCGAAGAUGACGAUGGCCUGGACACCGACGCAGACGACGAAGAUGACUCUGAAGCUGAUCCCGAGGACGUGCUUAGCGAUCAACCCGACGAUGACGAGAGCGACGAAGAAUAUCUCGACGAUUACAAUUACGACACCACGACGAGUCGAUUGUCAACGACAGUUUCAACCACGGAGAAACCGAAACAGGACGUGACCGCGAUGCCGUUGCCAGUUAGCACCAGCACACAACAGUCCUCUCAAUCGCAGAGCACACCGGAUCCGUAUCUGACUCAUUUCGAUCCUCGUUCCGAGCACCAGAGCUACAAGCAAGCACAAAUGAGGCUGGAAGAGGUGCACAAGGAGAAAGUAACGAAAGUGAUGAAGGACUGGAGUGAUCUCGAAGAGAAAUAUCAAGACAUUCGUGCCCAUGACCCGGUCGCAGCUGAUGCUUUCAAACGAUGGAUGACCGCGCGAUUCCAGGAAACCGUUGCUGCUCUGGAAGAGAGCGGUGCCGCGGAGAAACAUCAGUUGAGCGCUAUGCAUCAACAAAGAGUACAAGAAGCUGUUAAACAAAGAAACGAGGAAGCAAUGUCGUGCUACACAGCUGCUCUGAACGAAACUCCACCAAAUAUGCAUCGUAUUCAGAAAUGUCUUCAGAAAUUGCUUCGGGCUCUUCACAAAGACAGGCACCAUACUAUUGCUCAUUACAAACAUCUGCUGGAUAGCAGCUUGGAACAAGCUCAACGCGAGAAGCCAGCAACAUUGGAACACUUGGCAGAGAUCGAUAGAAUUACCAAUCAGAGUCUGUUGAUGCUAGAACGGUAUCCUGAUUUAAGCGCAAAAAUUGGCCGCCUUAUGGAUGAUUACGUUUUGGCCCUCAGGAGCAAAGAUGAGACUCCUGGACUGCUGCUAGCGAUGACACGAGAAGCGGAAGCAGCCAUCUUAGAUAAAUAUCAGGCUGACGUUACCAGUAAGCAGCAAGAAAAAGAGCAUCAAAAACUACUGGAACGAGUACGCAAGGAGCAACGCAAGGCUGAACGUGGCGAGUUACGUACGGAACAGGCGCAACAGGAAGAAAAUGACUCGAUAAAUGACAACAAGGAUAUUCAACAGCCACCAGAGCAACCGUCCGCAGUGGCAGCUAUGCACAGUGAAGGACUUGUAAGGGCAGCUCACAGCAUGACACACGAUAUUUCCCACUCUGAACCGGGUUACUCUGUGAGAAGGGAGAUGUAUCACAGGGAAAGUCGAUCUGUCUACUUCACACUUGCGUUUGCUGGAAUCGCACUUAUGGCUGCAGCAGUGGUAGGCAUAGCAGUAUUCAAAAGACGCAGUGCAAGAAGCCCCCACAGUCAGGGAUUCAUUGAAGUUGACCAAGCAGCUACACCAGAGGAGCGGCAUGUUGCAAACAUGCAGAUCAAUGGAUAUGAAAAUCCUACAUAUAAAUACUUCGAGAUUAAAGAAUAAUUUAAUCACCUCGGUCUACAAGAGAUUUUAUUUGAAACUGGUCUUUAAUUGUCCGUUUUCGCGUAUGUUCUUCAAGAAUGUCAUAGUAUUUCGUUAGUGUAAGAUAACUUUCAGGUUCGAGGUUCUUCCGAAGAUUCCGAAAGUAUACAAAUCUACAUCUUAGUGAUAUAUGGAAUACAAUCUGUCCAUAGGGAAAUAGGUAUUGCGAUACAGUAUCAUUAUGUGAACGUCCCUUUAUGAUAGCUUGCGACGUUAUACGACCACAUUUAAUGAUCUAUGAUAUGUAUAAAGCAAUAUUACAAAACACUGUAGUAGAUAGAAGUGUUACGAGCUAGAACACACGCUCGUACUGCCAGGAUUAUCUGCGAGACAAUUCGAAAGGGAAACAACAUGCCAAUGUGCCAUAUGGGAAGCGCGUAAAGUUGUCUUCGGAAGUAUCUCAUACACGUUGUUUUCGUUUCGUUGUCAUAUAUGUUAUUAACAAACUAAACACAGGAAGGAGCGCUCAUGAUGAAGAAAAAAAAAAGAAAAGGAAUGAAAAGAGAAUCAUUACUCAUAUUAAAUGUUAUACGCGAUACCCUUCGAUUAGAAGGCUGUGGACUAUGAUCAGUUACGAAUUCAUUGUUUUUUUCAGCAAUAGGAAAUGCGUAUGGGAUGGAAGAAACGUAUCUCGUCGAUGACGCAUUCACAGUAUGCGUGCUGUUGCGCUCUUUGCUGUAUAUUUCUGAGUUCUGAUAUUUUUCGAGAUAGUAAAUGGCAAUAAAAGUAAACGCAGCUUAAAUAAUACGUGAAACUAACAAUAAGAAAAAAAGAUGGUAGCAGCGAUAGCAGCUUACACAGUGGCAAUAUAAAAGUAUAAUCCGACUUAAAAGAACAAGAAAUGAUAAGCAUAUUAAAUAAAUAGCACUAUACGAUAAAGAAAUACGUGUAUGCUCUAUACGACACUCUUAAAAUAUCAGAACGGCGAUCAAAUGCACGUUCACCUUCGUGAUUGCAGCUGUUUUUUCAUCUCCGUUCGAUUCCCACUGCCUGAUUUUUUCAGCGACCUUUUCAGUACUUAACGUCUACUUAGAUUAUACAACUUUAUACUUAUAAGAAAUUGAAUCAUGAACGUAUCUAAAGUUCUAACGAGAAGCAAGAUAUUUUAUCAUUCCAUAACAAAAGUCCACUAUCUUAUCGAGGUGCUGUCCGAACGUAUGCACGGAAAAUAUUCGUCAGCUUUGUUCGAUUCGGCCGAGUUAUCGUCGUGUUUCCUUGAUGGAAACGGACGAAUCGAAAGAAUCACGUCGAGGUUGCCGAAUAAGAGGAACAGUUUAACACAGGAGUUUUUUUGAGUGGCAUUAGUACCUCCGAUUUAGGUCGAAUAAGUGGCGACUGUUAAAGGCAAGCGUGUUUCUGUCCUUUUUUUAUUUCAUCGUUUUUUUUUUCUCUCUCGAAAGAUGGUUCAUACAAUAACUAUCUUAGGAUAUUAAUUAUAUAUGAUGACGAUAAUAUAUUACACGUUUAAUGCUUAUAUAUUUGUAUAUGGUCAAAAGGUAGUAGGCUGCGCUUUAGCCAGGGUCGCGUGGGAAAGCAUAGCUUUCGUUUAAUUUCAAUGAAUAUCGCACGUCUCAUUUUUAUUUAGAUUAUAUUUCUUUGUAUUAAUUAAAUUAACCAUAUUUUAAUAUAUACGUAUAUCAAUUCGAUAACCAUUAUGUAUAAUUACGAACAACAAAAAAUAUCAAUAAUUUUAGUCGCGCAAGUAUUAUGUUAAUGACGAUCUUUCAAGAUGCUUCUACUUUAAGUACUAUCUACAUUAAAGAGUUGUACUUGAUUUCUCUCUUUCUCUCUUUCUCUCUGUCUCUCUUUCUAUCGACAAGGUUUCUCUCUUUCUUGUUAAUUUUUUGCUAAAAUAAAUUAAGCGAAUGCGCAAAUCGAGGACAAUGAACAAUAAUCCUUGGAUUCCUAAGCGCACGUGAAACAGCUGCCUUCCUAUUUAGCGGACAUAGUUAAACAUACUGUUUCUCUCACGCAACUCCGGUGAAAGAAUGAGCCAAUGAAAAAAAAAAAAGUAUAUACACAGGCACACACAUUCGCGCAUCGCUGAGUGUUAAAAAUAUUAUUUUAGAUAUAUUAAAAUGAUAGCAAUUAUCCAUAUGUCUAUGGAGAUACAACAAAAGCAUAGCAUCAAUGCGUUAAUAAUAAUAUAAAUAUCUAUAUAUAAAUAUAUAUGUUCAUGUGUGUAUGUGUGUGUGUGUGUGUAAUAUAUGAACAGUAUAUAUACAUAGAUAUAUAUAUAUAUACAUAUGCAUAUACAUGUACACCUAUCAAAUUAACUAUACAUUAUGUACCUAUAGCAUAUAGUCGUUAUAAUGAACAGAAAAAAAAAAACAUUGACACGUCGCGUAUAAAAAAAACUGACUUGAUACGGAUUCACAGAUGUUGAGGAAGAAACAUGUUUUUGAUGAAAAAGGAAAAAAAGACACGAAAAAUGCUAUUCUUUCUUUUAAUCGCGAUAUCAUUCCAAUUAUUAAGUGAUUUUUACCCAUUAUACGACGAAAGAAAAGAAAAGAAUGGAGAUGGUACGCGACCAUAUGUCGAUUGGCCUACGUUGGCGGAUGUGCUGUUGCUCAUCAUACGUUAUAUUUGUCGAAAGAUAUGAUGCGAACAGCACCUGUAGUGCUUGCCAAAUUUAUCUUGCGUACCAUCUUUUGAAUAGCGUAACGCACUUUCGCCAUAGAUAUUGGCAGAGCUUUAUACACGCCAGGAAGAAAGACAAAAGGAAAAGAAGAAAACAGAAGAAGAAACAUCCCUUCGAUCAAAUGUCGAAGUAGAAACAAACAAAAAAAAAAAGAAAAAAUGUUUCUUCAAUGACAAUUGAUCAGGGAAACGCGAACAUAAAUCUGUCAUCAGUAUUAAGGACAAAAAAAGCUUGGGAAGUCCCUUCGAAGCAUAUCAGUUUUAGUCUGUUGGUUUGGCGGCAGCAUCCGUCACACUCUCACUUCAAGAUAUUGUGAAUUUGCAUCGAGCCACUCUGUAUAAGUUUAAGAAUUGAUUUUUGUAAAGAGGUAAUAAAUAUUUACCGAGGUAAUUAAACUUUAGCUUAAAGAAAAGAAAAAAAAAAUGUGGAAAAAAAGAUACGUGAGAAGUGAGGAAUAGGAAGAAGAAGAAGAAGAAGAAGAAGAAGAAGAAGUAGAAGAAGAAGAGGAAGGAGAAGAAGAAGAGGAAACAAAUUUAAGAAUGAAGGAACAAAAUGAGAAAAAUAAAUACGUCCUUUGCGUAGCGGUUCGGACUUAGAAGUCGGCGAAAAUGGGAAUAAUAACGGAACUAAACUUUAUUUUUGCAGUUCUUUCGGUAUAGAUCGAUUCUUACGAUUCUAUCGAUUCAAUCGCGUCUUCGAUGAACUUUAAUAUCGUAACAAUGAUGAGAUGCGAGAGCAAGAUUGUACGUGCAAUAUAUACUCGUGUACACGCCUACACACAGCGCUGUAUUAGUUUUCGAUCUUACUUCCUGCAUUCGUUGCCAUUUGACAACAAAGCGAUCUCAAAGCUUAAAUCAAAGUUCACUUUGGUAUCGCAUUUUUAUAUGUUUUUAUGCGUUGUUCAGUAAUGUAUCGUUUAUCGGCAGCUGAAUAUCUCGACUAAGAUGUUGGCUUUGUGCGAACCGAUUGAUCGACGUUGCAUGGACUUAAUCAGCGUCGUGGUUCGAUAAAAAAUAUCUGAUAUUUCAUAUGAACGCCCACUUGGUCGAACCGAAGCAAAAAAAAAAAAAAAGAAAAAGGAGAAAAAAUCGAGGAAACACGAUGGAUAAUUUUUUAGUUGCCUUUAAUUGUAGGAUCGGAAACUACACGUUUGCUAUAGAACGUUUCUGUGACCGUUCUUCGACGAGUAGAAAAGUUACUAACCGGAGGAUUAAACUAACUCCCCGUCUCCCUCUUUCUCUCCAUCACACAAGGAUUUCUCCUCGCCACUCACAAAUUUUAUCGCAUUAAUACACUCCGUGAAAAGAACGUAUUGUGUUUGUGGAUAUAUGUAAUUUUACUUAUCAAUAAAUAAAUUACAAAGAUAA